CUACUCGGAAAAAUGAUUGAUUUUUUUUUAUUAAUUAGCCUACGAGUUUGUAGAUAUCCGUCUUUUUUUCAUGCAAUGGUUGUUGUUUCAAAACUUUCGACAGUUUAGGUUAAGUUAGUUUUCUAGAACAAGAUUGUCAUAUAAUUGGGUCCUGACAAUGUUAUAAUUCGAAACAAUGUGUGAAGUUAAAACUUUUGUGAAAGAUUUUCACGAUGAGGAUUCUGUGAGGGACAUGAAAUAUAAUUCACUGGGGAACACUGGUAUUCAAGUUUCAGAUAUAAGUUUUGGUGCGUCUCCUUUGGCGGGAGUUUUUAUGCCUACAGAGGAAGUGGAAUCCAUCAAAACAGUACGAGAGGCCUUGAAACAUGGAAUCAAUUAUAUUGACACAGCACCUUGGUAUGGUCAGGGCAAGUCUGAAUCAGUGCUGGGAAAGGCACUACAAGAUAUACCUCGAGAAUCCUAUUACCUAGCAACGAAAGUCGGUCGCUAUGAGUUACAGUGGGAUAAAAUGUUUGAUUUUAGUGCUGAAAAAACUAGGAAGAGUUUCGAUGAUAGUUUACAACGACUUGGUUUAGAUUAUAUUGAUGUCAUACAGGUCCAUGAUAUGGAAUUUGCGCCUGAUUUAGAUAUUAUUAUUAAUGAAACCUUGCCAGUGUUAGAUGAAAUCAGGAAAAGUGGUAAAGCCAAGUUUAUUGGAAUAACAGGCUAUCCUCUUGGAAAUUUUAAGAAGGUUUUAGAGAGAAGUUCAGUCAAGAUAGAUAUAGUAUUAAGUUAUUGUCAUGGAGCAAUGUAUGAUGAUUCUAUCACUGAGAUUAUACCUUAUUUAAAGAGCAAGGGUGUUGGAAUAAUAAACGCUGCUCCAAUUGGAAUGGGAUUAUUGUCCAAUCAAGGACCACCUAAAUGGCACCCAGGCAAACCAGAAACCAAAGAGGCGUGUCAACAAGCAGCCCAAUAUUGUCAGGUAGAUAAUGAGGUAGAUAUAUGUAGACUAGCUAUGAAACAUAGUUUAAACUUACAAGGUGUUGAUACCACUAUAGUGGGCAUGGAAAGAUGUGAAGUAGUAGAGAAGAAUUUUAUAAUCAGAAAAACAGAUUUAACAGAACAUGAGAGACAGAUUUAUAAUGAUGUUAUCAAUAAAUUUAUGAAGCCUCUGAAUAAUUUAAACUGGGAAGGAAUUGAAGUUGAACAUUAUAAUAAAAAAAUAGCUGCACUUCAAAAUCAGUAAUGAUUGACCAAUGACAAGCUGGUAUCCUUAUUUGUUAUCUUUUAAAUGAUUGACCAAGGACCAGCUAGUAGACAGAAUUCCUUCUCGAUCAAUUAGAUUCCUUCAAACAAAAUAUUGCGGGAAAAUAUUUGAAUAUCCAGAUGCACACUUUUUAGUACAAAAUACUUUUUCCUGAUAAUUGAGUCUUAAAGUUCACGGUUGAGUUCUUUUCAUAAAAUGCCCAUUGCCAAACAGCUAUUAUAUAGUUUUCAGAAAAUGAAAGGGAAGAAUUUCUUCUAUAAUCUUUAAACCUCAUCAGAAUAUUCAUAUUUAUUUGAAAUGCUAAGGAGUGUUAUUAGUAAUGACAAGAAUAUGGG
Lottia gigantea (owl limpet) is the source of this 1581-nucleotide messenger RNA. RefSeq lists its product as hypothetical. Gene Ontology annotation, cellular component: cytosol. The record is from RefSeq and is a predicted model, not a curated record. Lineage: Eukaryota; Metazoa; Mollusca; Gastropoda; Lottiidae. Gene Ontology annotation, molecular function: L-galactose dehydrogenase activity. The transcript has 9 exons. The coding region runs from base 176 to 1225 and encodes 349 amino acids.